Messenger RNA from Eucalyptus grandis, 1572 nucleotides. RefSeq names its product disease resistance protein RPV1-like. The record is from RefSeq and is a predicted model, not a curated record. NCBI's taxonomy places the organism in Eukaryota, Viridiplantae, Streptophyta, Magnoliopsida, Myrtales, Myrtaceae. Gene Ontology annotation, biological process: defense response; signal transduction. Gene Ontology annotation, molecular function: protein binding; ADP binding. Bases 1 to 1572 code for a protein of 523 amino acids. The transcript is spliced from 7 exons.
AUGGCAAAUUUAGAUGCUGGGACGAGUAGUGGCAGUGCAGGAGGAGGCAAGUAUCAAGUAUUCUUGAAUUUCUGUGGCCGAGAUACUCGAGAUGGAUUCACUAGCUUCCUUCAUCGAGACUUGAAAAAUAAUGGUAUUCAUGCCUUCAUGGAUGACGAGGAACUUCGAGUCGGCGAAGAAAUUGGUGUAGAGCUCCUACAAGCAAUCGACGACUCCCAGAUCUAUGUACCCAUCUUCUCAGAAAAUUAUGCCAGUAGAAAAUGGUGUCUCCAAAGGCCAUGGGAGAGCUCAGAGCACGAUAAGAAGCAACAGGAGAAGUUUCCCCACGAAGUAGAAUCCUGGGAGGGAGAACUCUUGGAGAAGGCUCAUACGAAGGUCGGUAAAAUCAAGGGUUGGGUGUUGCAACAAGGCAAAAGCCAAGCAAAAUUUGUGGACUUGGUAGUUGAAGAGGUUUUGCAGGAGCUGAGGCUAAGAGAAUAUGGUGAAGUGAGGUUGCUUGGAAUUCAUGGAAUGGGGGGCAUCGGUAAAACCACUCUAGCUAGGGUCGUCUACAGUGAACUUCUUUCUCACUUUGGAAAGAAUUGUGCCUUCUCUGAUGAUAUUCGAGAAACAUUUAACAGGAAGGGCCACGCGCUCCAACUUUUCAAGAGGCAUGCAAUUUUGGAAGGCUCUCCAGCAAGGGAUGUUGACGACCUCUCAAUAGAUAUUGUCGAUACUACUGGGCGCCUUCCUUUGGCCCUUCAAGUUAUAGGUUCAUCACUUUAUGGAAAGCCCAAUAAUAUAUGGGAGAAUACAUUAAAACAGUUAAAGAAAAUACCGAAUCCACAAGUACAAGAGAAAUUGAGGAUUAGCUUCAACGCCCUAAAUGAUCAUGAGCGUGAUAUUUUUCUUGACAUUGCAUGCAUUUUCAUCAAUGAGGAUAUUACUAAUGCCAAUUACAUGUGGGAGGCUUGUGAAUUUUAUCUUGACAUUGAGGUCCUUGUUAGGAAGUCCUUGAUCAAGAUAAUGAACAACAAAUUUUGGUUGCAUGACCAAUUGAGAGACUUAGGACGGGAAAUUGUUCGUCAAGGAAGUGCUGAAAAUCUAAAGAAGUGGAGUAAGGUGUGGACUAGCAAGGAUUUCCUUGAUUUCAUGAGAACCGAACAGAGGUACGAAGAUGUUGAAGCACUUGAUAUGCAGUGGUUUAAUAUCUCAAUUAGCCAUGAAGAAAUUAGAAGAUUUAAAAGUUUGAGAACUCCAGACUUGUCUAAAUGCCUGGAUUUAGAGAGGUUGACUUUUGGUGGUUGUAAGAGUUUGAAGAAAAUCGACAACUCCAUUGGAAAGCUAAAGUGCUUGCUUGACUUGGAUAUCACCAAUUGUAGGCUUAUUGAACAAGUGCCUGAUGUUGGAGGGCUAGUGAAGCUUGAGCGCUUCUCUUUGAGUGGCUGCGAGAAAGUAGGCGGACUCCUCGCCUCUAUUGGCGACUUAGCAUCAUUGAGAAAAUUGGACCUUUCAUAUACUAGAAUUACAACCCUGCCAAAGUCCAUUGAAAAGCUCUGGUGUUUGUCAAAUCUCUGUUUGAAAGGCACUUAA